AUGGGCAACUUUGUUGUAACAUCCAAUGGGGGGGAAACGAAUACUCUGAGCCAAAGCCAGGUCAAUGAAGAACGGCGGUGUCUUGUCAAAAAAUGCAGGGAGGAACUCGCCGCCCAUAUAAAAGAGAGAACUGGCAUCACGAUCGAACCCUUGAAAGUUCGGCUAGUAACCAAACAGAGCGAUGUUUACACCUGGGUUUAUACGGCCGAGGUGGCUCAUCUCUUUUCGAAAAACCUGAGCGACCACGGCAUGAUGGCGUAUAAAGAACUCUGUCGGGAGGUCGGGCAGAGCUUCCAUGCAGUUACCUUUGCGAAGGCUGCAAUCAAUGCCGAACAUCUGAGCCUCGGCCUGUAUCGCGUAUCGACCUAUCCGCCAGCUUCUAAUGUCCCCGCCGAGACUGGGGCAAUGACGCACGAGGAGCUGGUCGCACGUACUACGUGUCAGCUCUACUUGACAGAAGAAAGUUUGAAGGUGGAGACAGCCAGAAGAGAAUGCUUGCAGAAGGAACUAGAGUCCUUGAGUGUAGAGUACGAACAUCUUGCUCAACAAUUCAGGCAACAGACUGAAAAAGCAAGCCAGAGCGAGUCAAUGCUGUACAAAUGCCUCGAAGUUAUCAACCAGAUGGCAUCUCUAGCGGAGGAAGUCCAACAAGAUUAUAGAAAUACGGCGGACUCCAGUGUAUUUCCGAAAUAG
This is a messenger RNA of Ilyonectria robusta, 693 nucleotides long. RefSeq lists its product as uncharacterized. The record is from RefSeq and is a predicted model, not a curated record. The coding region runs from base 1 to 693 and encodes 230 amino acids. NCBI's taxonomy places the organism in Eukaryota, Fungi, Ascomycota, Sordariomycetes, Hypocreales, Nectriaceae. The transcript is spliced from 2 exons.